AUGCUUAAAUCAAUCAAGAGUGUGGUGGUUGGUGAUGGUGGCGUAGGAAAGACGGCCAUGUUAAUCACUUAUACAACUAAUUCAUUUCCUGGCGAAUAUAUUCCUACCGUUUUUGAUAACUAUACCGUUGAUGUAUUGGUAGAAAAGAUGCCAAUCCAUCUGGGUCUUUGGGAUACUGCUGGACAAGAAGGAUAUGAUCGAUUAAGACCUCUAUCAUAUCCAGAAACGAAUAUCUUUUUAUUAUGUUUUUCAGUAGUAUCACCUUCAUCCUUUAACAAUGUCUUACAGAAAUGGACACCAGAAUUAAGACAUCACUGCCCUGAUGCUCCAAUCUUAUUAAUUGGAACCAAGCUAGAUUUGCGUGAAGAUAAAGAAGCUAAUGCCUUUAUGCAAGAAAACAAUCAACGUCCAAUUCCAUUCGAAGAAGGUCGAAAGUUAGCUAAGAAAAUAGGAGCAGUGAAUUAUGUCGAAUGUUCAGCAUUAUCCAAGAAAGGUUUAAAAGAAGUAUUUGAUGAAGCCAUCAAUAUUGUAUUAUAUAAGGAUGUUGCACCAGCCAAAAAGAAGAAAAAACAUUGUAAAGUUUUGUAA
Trichoplax adhaerens is the source of this 588-nucleotide messenger RNA. RefSeq lists its product as uncharacterized. The transcript has a single exon. NCBI's taxonomy places the organism in Eukaryota, Metazoa, Placozoa, Uniplacotomia, Trichoplacea, Trichoplacidae. Gene Ontology annotation, cellular component: plasma membrane; cytoskeleton; cytoplasmic vesicle. The coding region runs from base 1 to 588 and encodes 195 amino acids. The record is from RefSeq and is a predicted model, not a curated record. Gene Ontology annotation, biological process: regulation of actin cytoskeleton organization; cortical cytoskeleton organization; regulation of cell shape. Gene Ontology annotation, molecular function: protein kinase binding; GTP binding; GTPase activity.